AUGCAUUUGCCAGCGCACCAUGGAUUAUACACAGCUGCAUUAGCCCCAUUGAUCUACGCCAUCUUUGGCUCAAGCACUGUAUUAUCGGUAGCCAGUGGCUCGGAAGUCUCGUUGCUAGUAGGCUCGACGCUCGAGAAGAUUGAGAACGAAGACGAACGUGUAGCUACGAGCAUUUUUAUGGCAUUUCUUAGUGGCUGUAUUCUACUAUUGGUCCGAAUCUUCAAUCUGAGUCAAAUUGCGGACUUUUUCUCGCGUCCGGUUAUGGGUGGGUUUAUUUCAGCUGGUGGAUUGCUUAUUAUGCUCUCACAAGUGCCGAAUGCGUUGGGUCUAAAGUUAAAGUCUCAAGAUUUUCCACCCGCUAAAGUGGUCCAGAUUCUCGAAAAUUUGGGUGAUACAAACUUAAACGCUUGUGCUGUGGCUGUUCUUUCGAUCCUUUACCUGAUUUUAGUGAAAAAGGUAAAAAAGCGUAUGUUUCCAUCACCAGUGAUCAUGCAGCUUUUUCAAGUUAAAUCGCCUGAGAAGAAAAAGGUCGAGGAAGACGAGAAUAUUGGACAACGUACAUCCAACAUUAGACCAGACAUGUCACCAGGUCAGCAAUCUAGGACAUAUCAGACUCAACAAACUCCUCAGAACGAGCAGGAUGUCCACAAGAUAGAACAGUCGUCCAAGUCACUUCCUGCGAUGUUUUUCUUGCGCACAUUUUGUGAUCUCGGCCCUCUCUUUGUCUGUAUUUUUGGUGGAAUAGUUGGCUAUGUACUAGGCCCAACCCACUUAAAACUCACAGGUGAGAUCCCUCGUGGGUUCCCUGAGCCAAAGUUACCAUGGUACGGCUUUACAUCCCAUUUAAUUAACAGUGACCGCUUUGGUACUAUCAUGUACCAUACUGUCACUGUUUCCAUCGUUGUCUUUUUAUCAAGUAUCGCCAUGGCCAAACGUCUUGCUAUUCAGCGUGGUGAAGAUAUAAAUACGAAACAAGAGCUCACAGGCAUUGGGAUAGCUAGUGUCAUAUGCGGUUUCUUUCAAGGUGUACCCCCCACGGGUGGAAUGUCCCGUACUGCUGUAAAUUUACAAAAUGCUCAUACUCAAUUAGCAUCAAUUAUCACAUGUCUUAUUGUGAUUUUUGCAUUGUACACACUCACGAGUACAUUAUAUUACUUACCAAGCGCGACACUGGCAUCAAUAAUUAUUGUGGCAGGUUGGAGUCUCGUUGAAUUUCGUGAAGCCAAGUGGUUGUAUCAUGUUAAACGUGAUGAGUUUGUUGUAUGGUCAGCGUCAUUUGCAUCUACUUUGGGUCUUGGUGUACUCAAUGGCUUGAUUGCGUCUGUUCUCUGUUGUAUCCUGGUACUUAUGUGGAAAUCAAAAGUAGAUCCUAUUGUUAUUUUGGGUGAAAUGGAAAAUGGUCAUUUUGUUGACCGUAACAAUUUUCCACAAUCAACUCAAUUGAGUGAUAUCAUUGCAAUUCGUGUUGAGAGAUCUCUCUACUUUGCCAAUUGUGAGUGUGUACCUCAAUUUAUUGAUCGAGAGAUGCAGCGGCUGAUCAUUUUAGGGAUAGAUCCUCGUGGUGUGGUCUUGGAUACGAUUCACAUGAAUGACAUGGAUGCCACAACGAUUCAAGUGUUAUCAGACACACAGGAAAAACUGGCAAAACGAAAAGUGCACUUUGCCAUUGCCAAUGCCAAAAGUCGAGUAGCUCACAUCUUGACGGCUACGAACCUGCCGAAACGCAUAGUAGCAGGCGAUCCGACCAUUUCAGUUGGCGAUGCCAUUCACAUGAUACGCGAAUUAACGCAAUUUGGCAACAAGUCAACUAACAAUUUAGUGUAA
This is a messenger RNA of Plasmopara halstedii, 1824 nucleotides long. Its product is annotated as sulfate permease family. The transcript has a single exon. Gene Ontology annotation, cellular component: membrane. NCBI's taxonomy places the organism in Eukaryota, Oomycota, Peronosporomycetes, Peronosporales, Peronosporaceae. Gene Ontology annotation, biological process: transmembrane transport. Bases 1 to 1824 code for a protein of 607 amino acids. The record is from RefSeq and is a predicted model, not a curated record.